Botrytis porri is the source of this 624-nucleotide messenger RNA. RefSeq lists its product as uncharacterized. The transcript has a single exon. Bases 1 to 624 code for a protein of 207 amino acids. NCBI's taxonomy places the organism in Eukaryota, Fungi, Ascomycota, Leotiomycetes, Helotiales, Sclerotiniaceae. The record is from RefSeq and is a predicted model, not a curated record.
AUGCCCGUCGUAUCUGAGCCCAUUACGGGAGUAACUCACGCAUAUUCACAUGGCUUCUUCUCCAGAAUACCCACUCUCUACCUAAUCCUAAGCGGAUUCGUUCUUCUUUGCAUCACAAUCUUCAUCCGGAGAAAACGCAGUUCCACAACAAAAUUACAAUAUCAUUUCCCACCAAGUCGUCCCUCUACCCCUCUUCUCGAAAAGUCCGAUAGGAAUCUCUUUGCUGCAUUCAUGGAUGAAACCCCAAAAUUGGAUACCGACAACCUCGCACUCUCAAGAACCUCCUCGUCUUCUUUCGACUUCACCACCUCCCCCUCCUCAAUCUCCAGCUCCCCCAAAACAUUUUCUCGUCUCCCACCACCACCACCCCCCUUCACACCACCCUCGCCCCUCGAACCUCUCUCUUACACUCCCAUUCACGGAGGGGAAAGUGAAUCUGCUCCCCCCACCGAAAUUCUCCACCGUCAUCGUUCCUACACCAAGCCUCCCAACCCCCUCACCAACACGCCUGUCGUAAAUGGCGAGAUAAUUUCCGGCGAUGGCUGGCGUCGCCACACGCGUGUUUUUGGGGGCGGAGUAUGUGAGGCAUGUGCUGAGAGCGAGAGGAGAGCGAGAGGAGAAUGA